AUCUCGUCAUCCAUCGAAAGUGAAACGACGUUCUUCGUCCGGAGCGCAGGACCUCUUUUUUCAACCGGAUUCACUUUCGUGCGCGCCGUAUGUUUACGUACGGUAGCCCCGAGAUUUCGUAACUUCAUUCAAGCGGGAUCCUCUGGAGUGCUCUCAUCGCGUGCCACCACUACCCACAGCAAUCGCACACUCUCGGUACAGCAGCUGAGAGUAAGUAACCACGCGACAUCAUCAGUCCAGUCAGUGCCGUCGCUGUUACCGCACCACUUCUUCAUCGACAACCCGGGACAAAACCGGACUAUCAACCAGUCCACCACGACACCUCAAUCUGAUUAGUCAGGCAAGGCUAGCAAGCAAGCAGCAGUAGUACUAGUCCAGUGCAAUUCUCAAGACGGGUGCUACCGAUCUUGCGAGGAAGAAGCAACAGCAACAACGGAAGAAGACAGUAGAGUGGCCAAGAUUUUUUAAUGGGUACUUACCUCGCGUGCCACCAUUGACAAUCGUCAGUUGUGUAUUGAUUUUCCCGGCGUACGGACGUGUGUUCUCUGCGUUCCGGCCUCUAAGCAAGCAGCUCACGUGGUGUGUUCUGUAUCCUCAAGUCAAACCAACAAUCGGAAGUUCCUAGCAGCAGUAGCAUCAGCAGUAGUGUGUGACUAGAAACAAAAAGUCAGUCAGUGUUUAACACAAAUCAACUCAAGAAUCAUAAAGCAAAGCGAAGCAGCAGUUACUGUUACUACUAAUUUUAAUCUCUCAUACAAAACAAACAAAUCAACGGUCUUUCGCCUCAGAAAACCGCCAAGGCACGGCCCAUAGUUCCUCUCGUGUUACGGAAAUAGUGAAUCUACUCUGAAACACUAUUCAACUUGCUCUCUGUUGAUGGUGUAGGAGUAACUUAUUUCUUAAUCUGAACCGCCAAAACUAAUCCAAGGAUUAAGUCUAGUGUGUGAAACCCCACCAAAUCAAAACCAAAACCCCCAAAAACAACAACCAAGUGCAAAUGAAAAUAGUGCAAAUGUUAUUCUAAACUCUGAAGAAGAAUCUGUCUUUUGGUAGUGAGUGUUGUGUAUAGUAAAUUAUACGAGUUAUACAGUCUUAGUGAAAUAUUUCGUCGCCAAACAACAAUUGUUGGAAAGCUCUAGCUUUUCCACCGAUUUCGCAACGAUCGCAGCAGGCAAUGGCAUUGUCAUUGCUGCAGGAAGCCCAAACAGCACGAGGAUUAGCUGCCGUUCGUAGUACUCUGGAAGGAAUGAAGCGUGAAGAGGAGCGCAGCAUGUCGGUGUCACCCCCGUUGACCGGUCAACAUCAUCACCCGUCGCACCAUCACCAUCUGAACAUGGGCGUCAAUCAUAGUCCGACCAUUUUCGGAGGCUAUCCGCCGUCGGCAAUGGGUAUGCUGGCACCGCAGCUGCUCGCCGCCAAUCAAACAGCAGCCGCCGCUCUGAUGGCCGCCGGACUCCCGAUGUCCCUGAGAGCUACCCUGGCCACCGGACUAUUCCCACCACAUCCGGCUCUCUUCGGCGCCUGGGCUCCACCGACCCCAAACAGUAACAACAGCAGCCCUCCACCACCACAAAGUCCCAUCUCACCGGCUCUCAGCUACAAGAGCUCUAAAUCCCUCAAGCUCACCAUGAACAAUAACAAUCACAUCGUAUCGACGACCUCCGAAAUUCUACCUCAACAGAAGAAGAUGGGCAAGCGGAAACAGCUACAAUCCCCCGGAUCUCUACAAAGUAUUCCUGUAGACAUCCCAAUUAGGGACAUGGUUAGCCCCGGCCCAAUCUCUCCACCUACCUCUGGAUCAUCGCCACAAUCCAACGGAAGCGUCGAACUUCCAUCACCUGCCAUAACUACCUCAAGCUCCCGGGAUCCCUCCCGAGACAAAGUGUUCACCUGUAAGAUCUGCAACCGCUCCUUUGGCUACAAGCACGUACUCCAGAACCACGAACGGACCCACACCGGCGAGAAGCCCUUCGAGUGCCCCGAAUGUCACAAACGCUUCACCCGGGAUCACCACCUGAAGACCCACAUGCGGCUGCACACCGGCGAGAAGCCCUACUCCUGUAGUCAUUGCGAUCGCCAAUUUGUCCAGGUUGCCAACCUCCGACGGCACCUCCGAGUUCACACCGGCGAAAAACCCUACGAGUGCGAAAUGUGCGAACAAAAGUUCAGCGACUCCAACCAACUGAAAGCCCACAUGCUCAGCCACAACGGCCAGCGGCCCUUCCACUGUGAUCGAUGCAACUCCAGCUACCGAAGGCGGCACCACCUACUCCAUCACAAGUGCGGCAUCACCAGCCCACCAACUCCCGCCAUCAGCCCCGCCAUGUCCCUCUGCGACCAGAAGUCCGGCUGCUCCGAAAUGUCCGACCUCUCUAUGGACCUCAAACAAUCCGUGCCAUUCCACUCGCUCCACCAACCCAAAUUCCCUCUUUCCCUCAACCACCUCCCGAUGGACUUCAGCACUCCGGACAUCCACCACUCAGCAACCGCCAUCGACCUCCGCGCGGCUGCCGUCCGAACUCCCCAGCAAAUCUCCCACAUCAAGUCCUCCCUCCCGGAACAGACGGAACCCGAAGACCUGAGCAUGCACUCGCCUCGAUCCCCCGUCACCAUGGAGGAGCUCGAGGAACUGGACGACGCCGCCUCGCUGUACCUGAAACAGCGCCAGCACAAGCUGGCCAUGGCCGCCGCAGCUGCAGCAGCCGCCGCCGCCGCCCAACGUCACGGUAUGGAAUCUUAAACCAAACUAUCUCAAAACUUGCUCCCACCUCUCCCCUUCUAAAGAAAAAAUUGUUGUUGACAAAAAAAACGGAUACCAAAUAAUCAAAGGAUGCCAAGAGAAAAAUGAAACCAAAAACAAAAAAGAGUAGCUUAGUUAAGUGAAAGAAGCCAUCUUUAUAAGAUCAUUUAUUUUAAAAAAAAAAAAAAGGAUGACCCAAUCAAAAAUCAAACAAAUGAAUAUUAAAACCAUUGAAAAAGAUUUAAAUUAAAAGGAAAAAACAAUUUUAGUAACUGUGUCUCGCUAGUGAAAAAUAAUACCAACAAAACUGUGUAGAACAAACUUUAAAAACAAAACAAAAAUGGUUGCCAUCGCCAUUUUGUGAACCAAAAAAACAAUCUGUAAAUAGGAAACCCUCCAAAAAUGCCACACCCGCGUGAUCAAAAUGGCGACGGUGGCCUGCCAAAAACAAAUAUAAAUUAAAACAAAAUGAAAAUCUAAACAAACGGAGAAACAAAAAACAAAACCAAUUGCCACACACACUUACCGAUGUACAAAUCAAAGCAACCGCGACGGGUUCCAGCCACUCUUGCAACAACUGCAAAUCAGGGAAUAAAAACAUUUUAAAACAUGCGCAUACAAAUGUAAGAAAACGAAACAAAUAUUUAACCAAAGAACAAAAAAAAAACAAACGAACGGAUGAUUAGCUGUGUUGUAAACAAAUUUUACUAAACUUUUCAGUCAUUUUCACCACCGUAAACUUUUUCCCUCCUCAAACUUUAACAAAACAACCAAACAAUUUUCGAAGCUAUAAAAUGGUAUAAAAAGUUCCUCGUUUUUCUCGUGCGGUGCAACGGCUUACUAUGAUCUGUCCAAAACCGAAAAAAAAACCAAAAAUCGAAACAGCUGUUUGCUCUCUUUCUGAUCGAUUUAUAUCUGUCCCUCCUUCAUCUCCGUUAUUUCUUUCUCUCACCUGUUUGUGUAGAAAUGUAUUCGAUGGUCUGAACUUUUUCCGUUUUCCCAAAUGAUUAGCGAUGAAUAUGGAAAUUUUGUUAUCUUAUCCUAGUUAGAACCGAAACAAAAAAAUGAAAAAAAAAUCAAACAAAAAUUAAGUAAAUUAUAACCACAAAAGGUUAGGGUCUCUCAGUUGUUUUCCUAUUUGUGUAAGUUAUUUUUGCGUUGCAAACCUAAGUUUUACAACGAAAAUCGUCCCCUUGCUGAAAAUCAAAAUUACAAACUGUAAGGUGUUUUUUAUUUUCUAUUUUAAACGAUAACUAUUAUUAUUAUAUUAUAUUAUACUAUAUUUAGUUAGGUUCAUUGAACGCUUAGCCAACAACCCCCCACUCUAGCCAACAAAACAAACAAACCAACCAAGAUUUGUGCUUUUGAAAGCAGCGAACAAAAUCGAAAAACAAUUGUAUAUUUGCUCCCCCAACCCAAAUUCCCCCUGAUUUUUAUUGUGUAGAUGAUGAUGAUGACGUGAAGAAAAAAAAAACAAGAAACAAGU
This is a messenger RNA of Uranotaenia lowii, 4226 nucleotides long. RefSeq names its product protein krueppel. The record is from RefSeq and is a predicted model, not a curated record. The transcript is spliced from 2 exons. Gene Ontology annotation, cellular component: nucleus. Bases 1175 to 2740 code for a protein of 521 amino acids. NCBI's taxonomy places the organism in Eukaryota, Metazoa, Arthropoda, Insecta, Diptera, Culicidae.